This is a messenger RNA of Drosophila willistoni, 876 nucleotides long. Its product is annotated as seminase. The record is from RefSeq and is a predicted model, not a curated record. Bases 1 to 876 code for a protein of 291 amino acids. Gene Ontology annotation, molecular function: serine-type endopeptidase activity. NCBI's taxonomy places the organism in Eukaryota, Metazoa, Arthropoda, Insecta, Diptera, Drosophilidae. The transcript has a single exon. Gene Ontology annotation, biological process: proteolysis.
AUGAAUGCCAAAUUGUACACUUCGACCAAAGGUCGAUUCCUCCUAUCUAUCUAUGGAAUCCUCGGUAUCGUUCUCGAAGCCGCCCAGGCAUCGGAACCUUUUGUAUUGGGCAGUGCAAACAAUUUGCACAUAAAGUCAGCCGUAAGAACUGUGGACACAGAGGGCUACCAGCUGACAGAGGGCACUGCACAUGUAGGACCUUGGCUAUUGCGCAUUUUAGAUGGCGAAAGAUUCGCCUGCGGUGGUGUCUACUAUGCACCAUUGUGGGUCAUCACAUCGGCAAAUUGUAUGUAUUUGUAUCGUAGUCGACUAAACCAAUUAAGUGUGGAGUAUGUCACACCCCGGUCGGGGGAGAGCAAGAAUUAUGCUUUAAUAGACAGCGUCGUGGUGCCCAAAAUGUUUCGCCAGUAUAGUAAUUUUAUGGACAUAGCCAUGGUGAAGCUGCUCAAUCCCAUUGAGCGUGAUGGUGAUUUUGCCAAACUGUGCAGCAAACCGCUCCGCGAGCACCCCCAACUGGCUGUUGUGGCCUGCGGCGCUGGUCCGGACGAAGAGUUGCGGACGGAGCAGAUUUCCCUGAUGAAAAAAAUGGAGUGCGAGAAUGAGUAUGGAAAACUACGGCUCACCGAGACCAUAGCAUGUGGCCAUGAAUUCAACCGGCCUCGGGAGUGCAUGUUUGAAUUUGGUUGCCCUGUCACAUCACAGGAUAAAGUUUGCGCCAUUGUAGCCUAUGGACCGGAAUGCUCUAAGCCUGGUGCUCCUGGACUAUUUACUGACAUAUAUCAGGUUAGGCACUUCAUCCUAAAUGCCGUCCGAAAUAAGCCCCAUAGAAAACACAAGAUUCGCCGAAUUUCACGGCGCUCCAGACGAGUAUAUUAG